Sitophilus oryzae (rice weevil) is the source of this 3649-nucleotide messenger RNA. RefSeq lists its product as uncharacterized. Gene Ontology annotation, molecular function: metal ion binding. The coding region runs from base 138 to 3581 and encodes 1147 amino acids. The record is from RefSeq and is a predicted model, not a curated record. NCBI's taxonomy places the organism in Eukaryota, Metazoa, Arthropoda, Insecta, Coleoptera, Curculionidae. The transcript is spliced from 17 exons. Gene Ontology annotation, biological process: superoxide metabolic process.
UUUUCGAUCGCAAUUCGCCUGAGGAAGACGAAAUUAGUGUGAUAGCGAAACGUCGUUCGAGAAAACUCGGAAUUUCCCGCGAUAAAAUGACUGUAGAAACUUGUGAAAAACUAUUGUUAACUUGAUAAUUCGCUACAAUGAAAGCAGUGGGUUUGUUUAAUGUUUUCGUUUGCACUGUGUUAGUUUUAGGCAUACAACAAAGUACCUCUCUAGUUCUAAGAAGCUACCUCUCAGAAAAUGGGCUCCACGGCACCAUAACCUUCACCAAAGAUGGAGAUAAUGUCACUAUCGAAACUGAUCUACAACCAACGCUAGAGUUCCCAAAUUCUGUAUGGGCAUGGUAUAUUACAGAAUUCCCUGUAGACUACACCCAAAUCGAAAACAGAUGCUCAGAACAGCGAAUAGGCAAAAACCUCAUAACCCUCGAUGACAUUUUCGGUUACUUGGUGAUACCCGACAACAAAACCAGUGAUUUUUCCAGUGAGGAGAUUCAAAUCACAGGUCCAAAUGGCAUCUAUGGCAAGUCCAUCAUGCUACAAGAAGUGGAAAAUGGCAGAAAAGUAUGCGGAUCCAUCAGCAUACUUGAGGAAAACCAAGAAAAACUUGCUGUAGCAAGAUUUAACUCACCUGUAGCUGGGAACGUUUAUUUUAGAUGGUAUACUACUGAAAAUACUCACAGUGAGACACUAAUAACUACUGAUUUGUAUCACUCAAUCAAUAAAGAAAAAUACGAGAAAUACCAGAGCUCCACUGAGCAUUCCUGGAAAAUUUAUGUAACUGAUAUUCUGGAUUCUACUGAUCGAUCAGAUGAAAACUGUAAUAUUCUUCAGUUAGUGUUUGAUCCAGAGAACAAAGGACCUGGAAAUUCUACAGGGGAUGUAGAUUUAAGAGUGGGAAAAGUAAAAAUUUCGACGAACUACAAUAAGAACAAGUAUAGAACGCUUUAUAGAGAUAGUGAUUUGGUUUUGCUGCCUAGUGACCUUGCUGGACCUCAAAGAAGACUAUAUGUGGUGAUUUUCGAGAAAAAACAUCCAGACGUGUUUUUGGCUUGUGCCAAAAUCAGAUAUGUUCAUCCAGUUACAUCCAGGGUUAUUAUUCAGUCAGGUGGCAUCAAAGGUGACAUCAGACUGACUCAGAACAACAGAUUCGAGCCAACUUUUCUGAAAUUCAACUUAUCAACAGCUAGAGGUGAUCUGGAAACACGAAUUGUGUUCAGUUCUACUGUUGCUGGGUACAAAGUUCAUGAGCUGCCUAUCAAACCAGCGAAAUCUGUAGGUCAAAAUGAGAAUGCUUGUUUGACAACUAAGUUUGUCUAUAAUCCGAGACAGACUGACAUCAGGACAGUCCCUCCUAACGGAUAUGGUACACAGGAUCAGUACCCAAUUGGAGACCUUUCCGGAAAACUACUCAGUAGAAACAACGCAUCUAUGCUUGUACCCGGUGGCCAAGAACUGAACGGUACUUUCUGGGAUGUAUUUUUACCUUUGCAGGGUACUUACUCUAUCAUACAUCGAUCUUUUGUCAUAUACAAAAACACCCAGUAUCCGACAACGGAGAUAGUUGAAGAACCUUGGAUUUGUGGUAGUAUAAGCUUGUAUGAAGCUAAUUUCAUGUACCAAAAGCAGAUAUUCACAGCUCAGGUGGUGUUCAGAUAUCCAACAGUAGGAAGACUGAUAAUGAGACAGGUGAAAGAUGAACCCUGGGAAGACACUACUAUUCUCACCGAGUACUUGGUGCAUGCUGAUGGUGCUCAAUUGAACAAUUCAGCUGAUCACAGGUGGGCAAUUCACGAAACACCUCCAGGAAAGGAUUUCUACGAUUGGCAGAAUAGAUGCAUAAGCGCUGGAGAUGUCUAUAAUCCUUAUAAGAUCGACUAUGACAACACAUCAACUGUGGAACAAUGCAACUUAGACGCCAUAGGGUUAUGCAGAGUAGGAGACCUCUCCAAACGUCAAGGCACUAUGGAAAUAUCUGGAAAAAUAGUGGAUAGUGACAGGAUUUCCAGAAAACUUUGGACAGAUUCUUCUUUGCCACUGACUGGACCUCAUAGCAUCUUGGGAAAAAGUUUUGUGCUGUAUGAUGAUCACGGACCUAAGGCUAGAGGAGAACGACUGGCCUGUUCCAGAAUUGGAGGAGUAUACAGAAGAAAAGCAGUGGCUCGAGACUGGUUUCCAAAUGGCGUCGAUUUGACAGUUAAAGGAAAAAUCGAAUUUUUCCAACAAACUGAGUACGACAUAACGGAUGUUGAAGUCGGUUUGGAUGGAUUACAAGGAGCAAGUGGUUACCACGUCCAUAUAACUUCUGUAGAAGAAAAUCUACAGUUUCCAUGCGAGGAAUCUACACUCUACGGCCACUGGAACCCGCUCAAUGUAGAUCCUACAUCAUCACCGACGAAGUACCAUGGUACUCCUGAUCAGUACGAGAUGGGCGAUCUUAGUGGAAAGUUUGGAAACUUGGACAACGCUACUUCUUAUAAAAACGCCUACAAUGAUACGAUGUUGCCGCUGUUCGGACCUAGAAGCAUCCUAGGAAGAUCGAUUAUAAUACACAAGAAAGCUGGAAAUAAAAGAUGGGUAUGUUCCACCAUAGAAAGGGGCUACAGCCCUUCUGAGGCAAGGGAAAUUAGGGCUAUUGCAUCGUUCCAUCAUCCCUCUGGGUACGCUUAUGGAUAUAUGAAAAUGAAACAACUCAUUUAUAACGAUGGCAGUAGCAGUGAUACAACUGUUGAAGUUAAAUUAAGACAUCCAGGAAAGAAUGACAGAAAUAUUACUCGGGACCACAACUGGGCCAUCUAUGUCAACCCUGUAGGCGUUGACGCAGCUGUCAAAACUCAAAACACCCGUUGCGUAGCAGGGGGAUACGUCUGGAACCCGUUCUACACCCAACUUGCAGACCCUCUCAAUGAUGAACUCUACCGUCAAGAAUGUGGUCCAGAAAACCCACUAAGAUGCUACGUGGGUGAUCUGUCAGCCAGACUAGGCACCAUCGACAUAGGAUUGAAAAGAAAAGUUUUUGUCGAUUCAAAUUUCCCGCUCGAAGGUGACGUCAGCGCAGUGGGCAGGUCUAUCGUCAUCCUCAGUCCGGAUAGACGCGGCGAGAGAUACGCCUGCGCCAAUAUCGAACCCGAUUAUGACAUUAUUAAGUAUGCCAAUAUCGAAAAACCUCCUAGAUUUGUCGUAGCACAAUUUAUCGAAGAUAUCAGGGAAGUAAUGGGCAUACCCGAAUGGUUUUUGACAGUUGACAGUAGGAAAACCAAGACCCUUCAUAGUAACGAAUGCGUGCAGAUCUUGUUGCACUUUAAAGGACCAAUAGCGAGCAAACUAGAGCAAGACUUCAACAGGUUACUCUCCAUUGGUCGUCUGGAGAGUCCAACCCUGUAUAUCCCUGGUUAUAUCAAAGAAAAAAGAAAAUCUAAGAUAUCGUAUAAGUUGUGUGGAGUUAGAGAUCCAAAUGAAAAAAGUUCUCGAAAGAGUAGUUUUAUUUUUGGAUCAUCCGCAGCUACCAAAAGUUACCCAGAAUGGACUGACCUCACUAUAGUACUAUCAGUUAUAUUUAGCUAUGUAAGAUAUUUAUUUUUGUAAAAAACACAUAAUUUAACGACACUCUGUAUAUAACUUGUUACAGUUUUAAAAUAAAAUCGAUCAAGAAA